Molecule: messenger RNA, 3019 nt
Organism: Scaptodrosophila lebanonensis
Lineage: Eukaryota; Metazoa; Arthropoda; Insecta; Diptera; Drosophilidae
Gene: Best2
Product: bestrophin homolog 1
Exons: 11
Coding region: 243-2711 (822 amino acids)
Molecular function (GO): chloride channel activity
Source: RefSeq, a predicted model, not a curated record
CAAAACAAAAUCAGAAACCGCCCGACUUAGCCUCGCCAAUAUUGGACUCGACCUAGCGCCGGCGUAGCGCAUUGUUGUUGUUUAUUUUAAUCCAAUACAUGAAUACAUAUCUACAUGCAUGUGCAUAAUAAUUGCUCGCAUGCGCAUUACAUAUCAAAACAAGUGUAGCAACAACAACAACAACAACAACUUAAACUAUAACCUCUAAUUAAGACGUUAACAAAUCAGCACAUCUACAUAUAAUGACUGUCUCCUAUGCCGGUGAAGUGCCAAAUGGCAGUAGUUUUGGCUGCUUUUGGAAAAUCUUAUGGAAAUGGCGCGGCAGCGUUUACAAAUUAGUGUGGCGUGAAUUAAUUGCCUAUUUGUGUUUAUAUUACACCAUAAAUGUGAUCUACAGAUUUGGCUUAACGCCCAAUCAGCAGGCCAUCUUCAACAAGAUUCGUCUGUACUUUAGCCAACAGAGUGAGAGCAUUCCCAUGUCCUUUGUGCUCGGCUUCUAUGUGAGUCUGAUCGUGAAGCGCUGGUGGGAACAAUACAGAUUGCUGCCCUGGCCCGAUACGUUGGCCCUCUUCAUCAGUGCAGCUAUUCCCAACUCCAACGGUGGCGUUAAUAAUGAAACGGGUCGGCUGAUGCGUCGCAACAUUAUGCGCUAUAUGGUCCUUGCCUAUGUCAUCACUCUGCAGCGCAUUUCCUUGCGCGUCAAACGACGUUUUCCAACCACCCAGCACCUGGUCGAUGCGGGUCUUAUGCACGAGUCUGAGAUGAAAAUAUUCGAAGCGCUCAACCAGAAGAGUCCCAUGUCCAAAUACUGGAUGCCACUCGUCUGGGCGACAAACAUUAUCAAUCGCGCCCGCAAAGAUGGACUGAUUGCCUCCGAUCACAUCGUCCAAACCAUUCUCGUUGAGUUAUCGGACAUCAGACGACGACUAGGUGGAUUGAUCGGCUACGAUACGGUAUGCGUGCCGCUAGUCUACACACAGGUUGUUACGCUGGUACUCUACACCUAUUUCAUAGCUGCCCUGCUGGGCCGCCAAAUGUUGCCAAACGUAUUGGAUCGUACUGGGCGCGAGGAUCCCGACCUGUAUUUCCCAUUCUUCACUGUGCUGCAGUUCGCUUUCUAUGUCGGCUGGCUAAAAGUUGCCGAGGUGCUAAUAAAUCCCUUUGGCGAAGAUGACGACGACAUCGAACUUAAUUGGCUCAUAGAUCGCCACAUCAAGGCUGCCUACAUGAUUGUCGAUGAAAUGCACGAAGAGCAUCCCGAGUUGCUGCGCGAUCAGUACUGGGAGUGUGUGGUGCCCAACGAACUGCCCUACACAGUGGCCUCCGAGAACUAUCGGCGGGACGAGCCCAAGGGUUCGGCGGAGAAAUACAAAAUAAAGAAGGAGGAUGCCAUGUAUGCGAACAUUAUGGCCACCGGAGGUGGCAAACGUAUGCUCAGCGACGAUGUCUAUGCGGACUAUGAGAGCGUGGACACGCCUAUGGUGGAGCGCCGCAAGAACAAUUGGCUCGUCCGUCAACUCUCGCGCAUGGGCAGCAUGCGUAGUCAGUCGACGGCAUACUCCUCGGGCGGCCUGCCCUUCAAUCGCAAUCGCCUCAACUCCGUGUAUUCUAGUCCCGAAUCAGGCCUGCCCCUCACCAUAUUGCAACAACAACAGCUGCAACAACAACAACAGCAGGGGGGUCUGCAGCAGGGUCAGGGCAAGCCAAGUCUCUACGAGAAGUUUGUGCAUCGCAAGUCCCUGCGCGCCCAGCGCCAACUCAUCAAGCAAAAUUCCAAGCUCAAUGGCUUGAAUAUGAAUGCGGCAAAGACCCGGCCACGCAUACCUACACCGGAGGUGACGAAGGAGAUUGGCGCCAAUACGGUAGCCACCAGUGCUGUCAUAAUGGCGCCACAACAGCUGAGCACCCAAAGCACACCCGGCAUGUAUCCCUACACGAGCACCGGCAGCGGCACCAAUCUGCACCAGGACAGCGGACAAGUGCUGGGCACCUUGCUGCUGUCGCCGAUCAAAGAAAUGGAUAGUUCAUCGUCGAAUAACACUCUGAUUCCAGGCCAUCCGACGACAGCGGCUCUGGCGCAGGCCGUACUCCCAGGAGCCAUAAACGAUGGAUUCGUCAGCGCUGCAACAAUACCAGCAACGACCAAUAUCACAACCCUCUCCUUUCCAUUCACCGUGUCCAACAGUGUGGUGGACACGAUACCAACCGGCACACUCAGCAUACUCCCCAUAACGGCCAAUGCUCAGCUGCCGACCAUUACCACAACAGCGACCGGCUAUGACGCUAACGAUGUCCUCACCACCAUACCCGUUUCGCUCUCCAUACAGCGCUCACCCUCCUCGCUCUCCAUUGUCGAGCUGACGGGCAACAACAGCGCCGGCGACGCUCCAGACGGGCACAGCAACAGCGGCUCCAGCAGUGGCAAUGGCAUCACAACCACUGCCCUGCUCUCCGUCAAGCCGCUGAAUGGGAACGCAAAUAUAUCGCGCAACAAUAGCUUCAAUGUCAGUCUAAACCUGCAGGAUGCUGCCUUCCAGCAUCGCUCCUCGGUGCGCUCGGCGGGACCGACAGAGACGGUGAACACGUCAGUUCAGCUGCCAAAGAGCAGCAAAGAGGCAGCUGCCACAGGCGCCACAGCAGCCGCCUCCUCGGCACCCUCCACACUCGCAAAACACAAGCCUGAGCCCAAAACCGGUGAGGUCUAUGUGUGAGGAUGAUAAUUACAACUAAAUAAUAAGUAUCAGUAUCAGUUUAGUAAUUAAAUUAAUUGAAUUUAACGCUAAGUAUGGCACUGCGCCACCCAGAACCACUCACAAGAUAUUAUUAUUUACCUCACAGAGCAUACAAUUCGCUUCGAGAAGUGCCAACCAGCUGGCAACCAGCAUAUAGCGAAGAAGUUCAGUUCAGCGGUUCUUCAAUUUCAAUAGCUUAGCAUUUCCAUUAUAUAGUAUUGCUCUUAAGCAUAUUUUAAAUAUUUAGAAAAGUAAAUAUAUAAUGCCGAAGCCUCUGUAUACAUACA